This is a messenger RNA of Rhipicephalus microplus (southern cattle tick), 343 nucleotides long. RefSeq names its product neuropeptide-like protein 30. NCBI's taxonomy places the organism in Eukaryota, Metazoa, Arthropoda, Arachnida, Ixodida, Ixodidae. The record is from RefSeq and is a predicted model, not a curated record.
AACAGAGCUCGGCGCAACUCCCCAGUGGUUCGCUAUGAAGACUCUUCUGUGUGCGCUCGUCAUUCUCGUUGUCGCUGCUACGGCCAGUGCGGGCUACUAUGGUGGCUACGGUCACGGCUAUGGCCAUGGAGGCUACAGUCACGCCCUUACGCACCAUUACGACAACCAGAGGGCACAUUACGGCUACGGUGGUUAUGGCGGCUACGGAGGAUACGGCCACGGCUAUGGUGGAUACGGUGGCUACGGCUACGGCCAUGGAUUCUACGGCUAGGUCCUUCAAUCAUUCGGUCAGGAAAGACGUGGGAAUGGCGUGAUCGUGGACAAUAAAACACCCGAGUUUUGA